AUGACUGAAGUCACAAAAUUCGAGCAAUUUGGAAUCAAUACGUUUUAUAAUGGAAUCCCGAUACUGGAUAAUGCCAGCGACUGGUUUAGGUGGAACCAGAAGGUCAAUGAGUUCAUUCGGAUAUCUGCGGUUGCCGACGAUGGAGCGACUCCACCGACAGAAGAAGAAGAAGCACGGCAAUGGAUUUACCGCCAAAAGUUCUAUUCCGCGAUGAUCACGGCAAAGCUGACACACAAUGCGACGCAAAGGAUCAAUGCCUUUGAGAUUCCUCGAGUUCAAGUACUGCUUAGGGCAGUCAAGGACAACUUCAAACCAGAAGGCUCAGGCACGUAUGUUAACCUCCAACGGCGAUACAUGGCCCUUACAAGAGACAAGUGUGGGAGCACUCAAGCCCUCGGGGCAGAAAUCAGGAAGAUCCAUGCUGAAAAACUCCUCCUUGACCCUGAUUGCGUAACCUCCGAAAUUGAGCGAACAUUUUUCUUCGUGCAUGCACUCGGUCCGGAGUACGAGAGCUUCCGCGAUCAUAUCUUCCGACAAAUGGACCUUGUCAAUGAAAGAGACGCAAAUGGGAACGUCACCAAAGCGGCGCCCACGUUCGACUAUAUCGAGAAUAAGGCAAUUGAGGAAGAGCAUAGGAAGGGGCAAUUGGGUAAACAAGCAAUGGAGACGCAAGCACUUCCUGCUCUUGCUCUAGUCCGUGGGCCAGGUGACAAGAAGCUCAUCCCGUCGUCGGACGGAACUACUUGUCGAAUCGAGAUCGAUAACGUCCCAUAUUGCUCCUUCUGCCGAAAACCUUAUCACGUUGACUCCGAAUUUGAAGAAGCGGCCUUCGACGGAUGA
Penicillium samsonianum is the source of this 840-nucleotide messenger RNA. RefSeq lists its product as uncharacterized. The record is from RefSeq and is a predicted model, not a curated record. The transcript is spliced from 2 exons. Bases 1 to 840 code for a protein of 279 amino acids. NCBI's taxonomy places the organism in Eukaryota, Fungi, Ascomycota, Eurotiomycetes, Eurotiales, Aspergillaceae.